This is a messenger RNA of Macrosteles quadrilineatus (aster leafhopper), 4042 nucleotides long. RefSeq lists its product as uncharacterized. The record is from RefSeq and is a predicted model, not a curated record. Bases 450 to 3461 code for a protein of 1003 amino acids. Gene Ontology annotation, biological process: mitotic cell cycle. NCBI's taxonomy places the organism in Eukaryota, Metazoa, Arthropoda, Insecta, Hemiptera, Cicadellidae. The transcript has 11 exons.
CUACAUCCAGUCCAGACAGCCAAAAUAAACCUUGAACUUCUUUCAUGUUUGUUUGAUGCAUUUCGUGUUUUGCUUUACUGUGUUGUGUUUUUUUGUGGUUGGAAGUGUUUUUAAUUUGUGCUGUAGGCAUAUUAAACAAGUUAGUGAAACGCAAGUAUCGUAGUUGCUGCAGAUUGCAGAAUAAUAUUGUUUGUGUAGCCUACAUAGGCUAGGUAGGCUAUUUAAUAUUUUUUACAACUUAAGUCACUGCAAAUAGACCUAGCCUAGAGUGCGAUCACAUCUCUUGUCAUUUAUACAAUGGUAAAGGAACUCAUGACCUAGGCAUAGCCCAACACAGAAUCUUCUUAGAUCGGCUAUAAAUAUACUACUUAUUGUUUCUGUAUAUGUGAUUUAGGCCUACAUUAACACGACUUAAUCAAAUAACAAAUCGCAGUUGAACUCUAUUAAGUAUGCAGGAAGGUAAAUGUAAAUCUGACCAGCUAAACAAUCGUUUUAGUGAUCUCCUGGUUAGUAGCUUGAUAAUAGAAGACAAAUCUGAUGAUUCAGAUAGUUUAUUUAAAGGACUCAAAUCUUGUAAGAAUGUUACUUUUUCAAGAUCAAGAUCAUAUUUUGACGAUGAUUUACAGUUAUUUCCUAUAACACCAGCAAGAACAACAGACAAAAAUCCAUUGCUUACUUCUGAUGAAGAAGACACCAGUUAUCAAAACAGUAAUAACCAAUCCGGUCUAUUAAACAGCAACAGUAGAGUUUGCAAUGUAACAAGAAGUCCCCUUAAAGUUUUCUCACCUAAUGCAAUGAUUACACCGAAACUUACAGAAAAAACUGCUAAAAGAAAUACCUCAAGCUUGUUAAGGUUCAGUGGACAUUCUUCCAAUAGAUCUGUUUUGAAAAAUAGACAAAAUAUUACAAAUGACAGCUCUACAGAUAAGGAGAACUUAAACACAAGCUUGUCUAAAGUAGGGUCAGUAUCAUUAAACUCAAGUCUUACAGGGGUUGAUUUGCUACUUUUCAAAACCACCAAUAAAAUAUCUGUUGACAGAACUCCAGUCAACAAGAGAAAACAAGUAUCUAAAACUUCAACUCCCUUUAACAAGGCUCUGACACCUAGUGCAGUUUUCCAAACUCCAGUUUCAUCCAACAAACCAACAACGCCACAGCUGUCUAUUCUCAAAAGGUAUUCAAUCGAUAAAGCUGUUGCCUCAGCCAAACGUGAGAUUCGAGAAAUGAUCAACUCAGUUAAACUUAAGAGAAAAUCCUCAAAAACAGAAGAAAAAAGUUAUGCUGUUGAAGGAACAAUAGAUUCUCCAGUUAGUUCUGUUGUUCGUAAUAGUUUGUUUAGAACACCCACUGCAUCAACUUCAAACACAACAAGUAAAAAGAAUGAAGCAACUCCUUUAACCGGAAAUAGACCUACCAAUGUCUUGACAGGUGUGAAGACUCUUGGUAAAAGAAAUGAUAAUCAACGAGCAUGUCUUUUAGUUGAUGAAGAAAAAACAUUGAGUAAUGAUAACGAAUAUGACGAUAUACCUGCCACCCAACCUGUUUCUGCAAUUCUACUUAGACAUGUUGUCGCCUAUGUUGAAGUUCGUUGUGGAAGAGAUUACUUAUCGGAAGGAACAAAAGCAGAACUUGAAUCCCUUGGUGCUAAGGUUGAAAAGAACUUUACAAGAAAGGUUACUCACUGUUUCUUCCACAAUGGGAAAAUGUCCACGUACAGAAAAGCAAUCGAGUGGAAGAUCCCUCUGGUGUCAACGUUGUGGAUUGAAGCAUGCAAAGCAGAGUUGAGGAUGCUGCCAAUCAAGGGCUAUGCACCCUCUGGGCUGGACAAGUAUAAAGAAGCUCUGCCGUUGUAUAGAUUGAAAACGAAAGGGCUGAGACGGGCAGUAACGGAUAGUAAAAUCCGAAGGAAGCCUUGGAAAGAAGAUGAGAUGAACAAAGCAACCCUAGGAGUCAAAAGCAAACCCUUACCUCCUGUUCCAACGUUUAAAGAGACCAAUAACAUAGUUGAUGCUCUGCAUGCUGUUGCUGGUGAUCUUCGGAAAGCUACAAAACAGUUUGAAAAAAUACUGACAAGCCCUGUCUUGCAGAAGAAGACAAAUGAAGAGCAAAACAACAGUAACACCUUCGAAAACGGCCAGACUUCAAACACCUCGAAUUGCCGAAAAAAACGCAACAAGAAAUUAGUUUUUGGAAGCUCCAGUGAUGAUGAAAAUGGUAAAAAAGAAAGCGCAACUGUCAAUGAAACUGGAGAUACAAGUUCUAAAAUCAGUGAUGUUAACGAUUCAGAAGUCAGAGUCAGUUACGACUCCGACGAUCUUUUGAUCUAUGCGAAGAAACAACAAGCUGCUAACCUUAGAAGCAGUGCUCCAUCAAGACUCUUGACGAGUAGGAAAUGUAAGAAACUGCUAUCAUCUUGUAAAGAUCAAGAGAAAAAGAAGAAUGGAGAAAUCAAUGUAGGUAGUAAUGUAGACCUACGUCAACAAGAAAAUGUUGCUAAAGUAAAUGCGGAUAGGCCUACAAGAAAAUCAAAAAAUCAACUUAACGAUGGGAAGGUGAAUGAAAAAGAAUAUAGUUCCGUAAAACCGACCCAGACAAAAAAACGGAAGCUGUUACUACCGUCGCGAGUGAUUGAAGAUUUUAAUCAAGACUCAGGAGAAUCGACACCCCCCGGUUCACCCAAGAAUCCUUAUAAACCCACUCCUAACAAAAAACCAAGAACUGGUUUGGCUGUGAAGAGUAAAACUGUGCUGAUGUUAGCAAGUGUGCGAGUGGCCAGUGAUUGUGAUAGUGACGACAGCCUCACGAGAGCUGCGAGGCGAGAAUCUUCGGCUUUGUUUGUUAAAAAGGACAAGAAAAUCGUUCCUCAGAAAAUUACUCCAACAAUCGUUUGCACUAGCUUGUCUCGAAGUGACGAGGCGGUUGUGAAGUCCAUUGUCGCUCAGCUAGGAACGUUCGCGGUGGAGGCUGCGGUGAGUGAACGCACCACACAUGUCGUCACACCAUCUCCUCGACGCACCAUCAACCUGUUGAAGGCUAUUGCCCGCGGCUGCUGGGUGCUUAACGUGCAAUGGGUCUAUCAUUCUUUAGAAGUUGGCCAAUGGCUUCCUGAAGAGAGGUUUGAAUUGACAGACUUUUCACCUGCAGUGAAGCUGGCUCGCUGUGACAGACAGGCGUUUGGACCAGAGUUUGGUCUGGAGCUGUUCACCGGACUUGGUCCGUUCUAUGUCUGCCGAUCCACUGUUCCUCCAUCACGUGAUCUAGCCGAGCUGCUGAGAUUGGGCGGUGGCGUUGUGGUCAGCAAUGCUAGAGCUGCCAAGAUAGUGAUCGGCACUACCCCUCCCCUCUCCCCCUGCGGCCGCACCCCCCCUACCAUGGUGAAAGAGAAGUGGGUGCUGGACUGUAUCACUAGAUUGUCUCGCCUCCCGACCAGCGACUACAUCGUCAUCACGGCCGAACCUUGACAGUGUAACAUACCGAGUCAUGUUGGAGUCGAUGGCAUCUACUGUGCCUCUGCUGAUUUUGUAGAAGAAAACAUAGUCUAUCUGAUUAAUAAAUUUAGUAGCUUCUAUUGUUGUUAAUUAGUUAGAAUAAAUAUCCAUUUAUUGGUAUUUAUACUUAUACUUAAGCUCAUAUCAAUUAUAUACUAUAGACCAUGGUAAUGAAAUCGUAUGUAUAACUUUGGGUUUAUGAAUUAACAGCUAAGUUUUCAUUGUAUGUACAGUUUUAUCAUGCUUAUUUUUUAAACUAGUAUAUUUGUGUGGUUGCAUAGACUUUUUUUUCCUAUACAAAAAGUAGUUAGCCUCUCUCCUAACAGAUUGUUAUUACAGUAAAAAGUCAUCACAUUAAACAAUUAUUGUUUAAAAAUUAAAACUCAUUUUUGCUUUGUUAUCAUGAAUACGUUGAAUGAAUUGCCACAACAGGAAAGAAGCUAUUUUAGUAUAUUUUAGCUGUACUUUUUAUAUUAUUUAUUUUAUAGCAGAUAAUGUCUGGUAAAACCAGUUGAUGUAUGUUUGAAGUUAUAGUUAAUAUAUUAUACAUGUAC